CAAAAAAAUGUCUCUACGAUGCUUGAUGUUGCUCGUCAUCUGUGUUGUGUUCAUCACCGCAGAAGCUGUUUCAGGUGAAGGAGUGAAAAAUGUAUUUGGUGAAGUCGGUGGUAGAGUGUCUUUUCGUCCAGCCAGCUUAAAUCCUCCUGUCAGCAGCAUUAUAUGGAAACACAGAAACAGCAUUGGACCUGUUGUAAAAGCGAUUGAAUGGGAUGAAGAUGGUUUUAACACCCCGAAUCAGAUAUUCAAAGGCAUCACAACUCUUGAUAAGGAGACUGGACAAAUCACUAUAACUGAUUUAAAUUUCGAACAUAGUGGACUUUAUACCAUCGACGUCAACAGUAAAGAACAGGAACAAAGAUUCAACUUGAAAGUGUUGGCGGCGCUCCCCAAACCUGAGAUAAAAAUAGAGAAGAUUGAAAUCAACCCUAAUGCUGUGUAUUUAAUGUGCGAGUACAGUGAAACGAUCAUCUGGAAGAAUUCUGCUGGAGAAACCCUGAAGGGCUCACCCCAGAGUCCGAAAGGAGAACUUCUCAAAGUUGAAAAACAAGGAAAUCCAGAUGUCUUCUACACAUGCACGCUCAAGAAUGCAGUGAGAGAGAGCACCAGUGAUCCGGUCUAUGAGAGAGAUCUGUUUGAAGCGGCGCUCCCCAAACCUGAGAUAAAAAUAGACAAGAUUGAAAUCAACCCUAAUGCUGUGUAUUUAAUGUGCGAGUACAGUGAAAUGAUCAUCUGGAAGAAUUCUGCUGGAGAAACCCUGAAGGGCUCACCCCAGAGUCCGAAAGGAGAACUUCUCAAAGUUGAAAAACAAGGAAAUCCAGAGGUCUUCUACACAUGCACGCUCAAGAAUGCAGUGAGAGAGAGCACCAGUGAUCCGGUCUAUGAGAGAGAUCUGUUUGAAGAGAGUGGAUCUUGGUGGAUAGUUCUCAUCGUGCUCUUCCUAAUCUUGAUAGCCCUCCUUAUUGUUUUUGUUGUCCUGUAUAAGUUCUGGCCACAGUUUCAGAAAAUUGUUGACAGCAAUUUGAAAGGCAAACCUUGUAUAGGAGCGAUUUUGGACUGUCUGGAUGGAAAUAAGAAAAAUGAAGAUAAACCGUGCGAGGAGAGAACAGCAAAAAGUACCGGUAAGAAGAUGAAACAAGACGAAGAAAGCCCAAAAGAAGCGCUUCUGAAUGAAGGCGGGAAAGAAAGUCUGAAUUCACAAGACAUAAAAAUGUAGUGAAAAAAAACAGCUCUGCUGGGUUUGGUCAAGAAACAAACUUCAGAACGAGGACUUUUUAUCGUAUCACCUUUCGCAAGAACAGUCUUUUUUUCUUUUUCCCCCAGACAUGAGCGGUAAACUUUGACUUUGAAUGUGGAAUUAUUAUUUUUUUAAAGGCCUAGUUGUGAACUUUUCAAUAUUAUUCCCCUGCGUUCACAAAUCAUCCCUCAGUUUAAUUGCUGCACUGUGUUCACACUGCUUUUCAUCAAAUUAUCCACACUGUUUGCAUAUAAUCAGCUGAAUCUAUGUCUUGUUUGCAAUGUUUUUGGCAAUGUGUGCUAUCUGCAUUGGUUGCUUUAGUGAUGAUAUAGACUUGGUGUGGCAUCUUCGCUUAGAAGCAUGCUGGUGGUAUGACGAAAGCUUUCUGACAGGUCCAUCUUCCUUCUUGGACCUGCUAUGACACUGGUGUCCACCAGAAAGAGAAACAAACUAAAUAUGUGCAUAGACAGUGGUCACUUCAGGCGUGUUCAUCUCGAUGCAGCAGUCACAGCCAUACUACUAAUUGAAUGUGGUUGUGUGAAAAAAUCUGAUGUUGUCUGCCAGAAAAAUCAGUAUGGGUGACGUGAGAUAUGGUUGUAAAUUAUAUCGAUUCUCAUAACUGUUGAUGCAAGACACAGCAAUGACUUGAGACUGUCAAAAAAAGAUUUGGGUGCAAAUCCAUUUUUGUCAGAAAUAGUGUUUCUGGUGAUGACACGAAGCAUCCAGUGUGGACAGUAUCAUUAAUUUUAAUGUUUUUUGUGUGGCUUUUGAUGUGAAGUGCACAGUGUAGGUGGUGUAUCUGUAUAAUAAAGGGUAGAUUUUACUUACACUGGGUGCAAAAAGGUGUAUAUACUGUUUGUACCUAGUAGAAAUAGCAACAAAUAGCACUUAGUGCAGGCAAUAAUGACAAUCACACAAAGUGUGAUUAGUAUUAAUAUGCUGUUUGUUAUAAAGUUAAAUUAGGCAUUGGUGGGUUGAGUUGGUAAAAAUAGUUUUUGUUUGCGCUCAGUGUAAAUAGACAGUGCCAUAAUGAAAUUUAGAUGGCAUAAAUUGGCUGUGGAAAAGCUCUUUUACCGAGAAUAAAAAAAAACAAUCAAAUUUAAAAAAUACUAGUCAGAAUAGUUAUUCUCUAGACUGUUAACUACUGAAUGAUGAGCAGAGUGUGUAAUUUUUAUUUUCAGCAAUGUGAAAUCUGAAAAAUAAUGGCAAACAGUGCAAUACCUUGCUGAUUGCUUUAUAGUUUUGAACACAUUCUUGCACUUCCAGACAAUAACAAUUCGUUUUGUGCUACUUUGACAAAAUGUCUGUGCUAGCCGUGUUGGUCCGAAUGCUAUUCAGAUGUAUUCUAAAUGCAUCAAGUUUGUUGCAAGAAUUUGAGCGCAUUUUUAAGCUUUUAUGCUUAUGAAUUACAAUUCAAAGAAAAACAUAAAAAUGUCAUUUUAGGUCAUUUGUUGUGGUUUGUGCAAAUGUGCAAUAACUGUGUUGAUUCAGAAAUAUUCAGUUUUCUUUUUUGAAUCCAAAUGUUUUUUGCUUUUAUAUUUCCAUGUUUCAAUAUCUAUAGUAUUUUGUGUGUAUUUCAUUCUGGAAUUGCAUUCUAAGCCAUGUCUCUGGAACGAUAAUAAAUUUCCCCAUUUCAAGGCCUCCGCUUCUUUGAGCCAAAUGAGAAACUCCCGCAUUCCUUGGACUUACGUCUUAGUGUUAAGGGUGUGGUUUUGAUUCACUCAUAGUUGACUAAUGUUGUCAUAGUUUCAUUCUAUUUAGUUUAGUAUAUUCUUGUAUUAUAUUAUCACUUCUUUAUGCAGUUUUUUUUUCUAUCAAUAUUUUAUAUCUAAGGUUAUUUACAAUGUAAAGUGUAAAAUAUUCAGCUUUUUUUUUUUUUUUUAUCCCUGAAUGGUGUUAAAUAUAUAUUGCUAUGCGUUUCUUUCUUAAAAAGAGGAAAGGCAGAGAAACACUAACCCAGCAACUGUUAUAGACAUUAAAAUAGAAUCGAGGAAGUUCUCUGGUAACAGUUGUGCUCUGCUCUAAUUGUGAUUAUGAAUAUGUACAUAUGCAUGAACUCCUGAAAACUGCCUCUGCUCUUUUUGGAUCAUAAAGAUGCUUGUAACAGAUAUUGUAUUCUGCAGUGACUAUGUAGUUAGAUUUGAUUUAGUUUAGUUUAAUUUAUUUUACUAUAUUCUUUCAAUGUAUUUAGAAAGAAAGAAAUGCUUUUGCCAUUAUUUUAAGAUGUGUUUUUUGUUACCAUAUUAUGUAAUAUUCAAUUAUUGCAAUGUCUGAAAAAUGUCAACUACCAAAACUUGUAUUGGGUUUGAAUAAAGUUGCCAUUUAAGAAAUGGUGGCACAAGCAA
Sinocyclocheilus grahami is the source of this 3582-nucleotide messenger RNA. RefSeq names its product SLAM family member 7-like. The transcript has 13 exons. Lineage: Eukaryota; Metazoa; Chordata; Actinopteri; Cypriniformes; Cyprinidae. Gene Ontology annotation, cellular component: membrane. Bases 8 to 1216 code for a protein of 402 amino acids. The record is from RefSeq and is a predicted model, not a curated record.